UCACUUCGCUUGUGUUUCUCUUCACCAAUCACUUCACCUUCUUUGUAUUUGAAGAAAAAACAGAGUUCAAGAAAAACAAAAAACAUGGUGAAAGAUCUGAUUGGGUAUAGAUUUAGUCCUACGGGUGAGGAAUUAAUAAACGAUUACCUGAAGAACAAGAAUCUUGGUAAGACUUGGCUCGUUCAUGAAGCUAUUGGCGAGAUCAACAUCUUGAGCUACAUACCCGAGCUCUUGCCUGAUUUAGCGGUGAUCAGAUCAAAGGAUCCUGAAUGGUACUUCUUCUCUCCGAUUGUGUACACGAACUCGAAGAAGAAAGAGAUGAAGAGAAUCACAGGUUCUGGGUAUUGGAAAACUACUGGUAAAAAUCGUAUAAUCAGGGAUAAGAGCGGUGUUGAGAUCGGUCUCAAGAAGACACUUAUGUACUAUGAAGGUAAAGUUCCAAAUGGAGUUUGGACUCCUUGGGUUAUGCAUGAGUAUCACAUCACUUCCUUGCCUCAUCUUCAGAUAAAUUAUGUUAUCUGCCAAGUAAAGUAUAAGGGUGAAGCUAAAGACAUUUCAUAUGGUAAUAACUUGACUGAGUCAAGUCACUCUUUGGAUUUUGAUUCGAAUACUGCCAUAGCCAUGUACACACCUGAGCCUGCGGAUUCCUAUGUUAUCUGCAACGUAUGUGGCAGGGGCGGUAAAGAGGUAGUAAACAUUUCAAAUGGUGAUAGCUCGAGUGAGCCAAGUCUUCCCUCUUUGGUCUCUGAUUCCAAUACUAUCAGACUGACUUGCAUAAUUCCACCUGUGUUUCAGGUUGAGCAGCCAGGUCAAGGAAACUUGUAUGAGAAUGAUUUGAUGUUACCAAUGAAUGAACAGAUGGGUGGAUCUGAUCCAAACAGUAUAAACAACAGCCCUUAUGUGCAGCUACAAGCUCCGUUCUCACUCCAAGAAAAUGAUGAGCUUCUGAGUGGAUUACCGCAAAACUUGACUCACACUUCAUAUGGUAAUAACAUGACUGAGCCAAGUCACUCUUUGGUCUUCGAUUCGAACACUGCCAUGGCGAGUAACAGGGCACCUGAGCCUGCGAUUCAGGUUGAGCAGGCAGGUGGAAAUAAUUUUGUUGGUAUGUCUCUAGAUGAUUUGAUAGACCCAAAUGAGGAUCUCUCUGAGUGGGAUGAAUAUUAUGAUCCAGACACGUUCUUCAGCGACGACAUCAACAACACUAACACUUCCUUGCAGCCACAAGCUCCUCACUUAUCCCCUAGUGAUAAUGAGUUUAUCGAUGGAUUGAUGAAUGUUUGUCAAAGGCAGGUUAAAGAUUUGUUUACCUUAUCUAUGACAGAGAACCGCAACAAUCACGCGGCAACAAAACCUUUGUCAGGGACUAUUCCUGAUUAUAGCAGUGAUAGUGACAGCGAUGCUGAAUCCAUAUCUGCAACGAGUUACCCAAGUACAUCAAGUCCAGUUGAUAGUGAUGGUAGUUCGAAUAGAUGCCUCUCAAGUUGCUCAAGCACGGACUCUUGCAAAGAUCCUUCAACCGGUAGAGAGACCCGGGCUGUACUAUCAAAACAAGAGGUAAAGCAAGGAACCCCAAAAGCCAUUGAUGUACCUAUAAUGAAGACAGAGAAGAAGGGGUGGUUUAUUACAGAGGAAGCCAUGGAGAGAAACCACAAGAUGAAGAUCAUAGGUUUCAUUCUCUUGUUGGCUCUCAUUGGAAUGAUCACAUCGGCUUUACUAAACGUCAAAGCUUGAACCAGCUGAUGAAGAUUUGAUUGCUAGAGAAGCAAAGCAGAUCAAUCAAAGCACCUUUCUUUUUUUUCAACUUGGGUUUUUCAAAUUUUGUUUUUUUUUCUGAAUGUUUUGAAUAAUAUAUAGAUGUGUGUGUGUGUGUGAACGAGAGACGAAACUCGAUUGUUAUCAAUCCUGUAUGUAUAUAUUAUAGGUCUUUCUUGUGCCUAAAGUCAAAUGUGUUUAGGGUUUGUAAAAAACCUCAUUUGGGUAAAUAGAGCUUUUACCUAUU
This is a messenger RNA of Capsella rubella, 2002 nucleotides long. Its product is annotated as NAC domain-containing protein 69. The transcript is spliced from 8 exons. Lineage: Eukaryota; Viridiplantae; Streptophyta; Magnoliopsida; Brassicales; Brassicaceae. The record is from RefSeq and is a predicted model, not a curated record. The coding region runs from base 85 to 1734 and encodes 549 amino acids. Gene Ontology annotation, biological process: regulation of DNA-templated transcription. Gene Ontology annotation, molecular function: DNA binding.